UCCCACCGGGGAGACGCCCGCCUUCCCACCAUCCGACGGGAGGAGGAGUUUGACGAUGACAGGUGCUCGGGAGAGUACUACAGCGGAGAGGAGUUCUACGAGGACGACAGCAUGUUGUCAGGAGACAGGUAAAGUAACCAACACUCCACCCUUACAACCUCAGAGAAAUACAUGUAUCCUAUAUAUUGUAUAUACUAUACCUCACGAUUAGUUCCCUUCUGCUAAAGCAGGGGUCUCAAACUAGUGGCUUGGGAGCCAGAUGCGGCCCCCGAGCCUAUUAAAAUAGAAUGAAUUAAAAUAUAAAAAGUUCUGCAAAUUAAAGUAGCUAGUUCACCUCCAAUACCCUAUCCUUCCAGGAUGUCCUAUAAGGAAUACCUGGACAGGUACCAGAACAGUGACACGGAGUACGAGACUCCUAGAGGCUACCACCACCCCGACAGUUACUACAACGAUGACGAGCAACCCCUCUACCAAGACGGAAGGAGGUCACCUAAGAGACGGAUGCUUCCUGCCACGCCCCAAGGUAACAUCCCUUCUCUCUAUCCAGCAUGCUUCUGA
This is a messenger RNA of Coregonus sp. 'balchen', 558 nucleotides long. The record is from the annotation of a GenBank genome assembly. Lineage: Eukaryota; Metazoa; Chordata; Actinopteri; Salmoniformes; Salmonidae.